Meloidogyne enterolobii is the source of this 546-nucleotide messenger RNA. Lineage: Eukaryota; Metazoa; Nematoda; Chromadorea; Rhabditida; Meloidogynidae. The record is from the annotation of a GenBank genome assembly.
UUAAAAAUCCAACAAAAAAUGGCUUUUUCACCAACUCUAACCCGUUCAUAUUCUGUCACGAAAAUGAGCGAACUUGAACGUCGACCAGCUCCCUCGUUAGCCCGCUCAUCCUCCCUCUAUGAUGUCAACAAAUAUGAGCGUUCUCUUGAACGUUUUACCCCUGCUCGUUCAUUCUUAGUUCACAAUGAUUCAACUCCUUUGUGGUCCCACACUUUCUAUAGAGACAUUGGAGAACAACCUCGUUAUUAUAGACCUUCCUAUUUGAUGGAUAAUCAUUGGUGGGAUAAAUAUUAUUAUUUCUCUCCUCUUUACAAAGGCACACAGCCAUAUAAACGACAUUAUGCUAGCCAUCACAUAACGUUCCCAUGCACUUGGAAUACACCACACGUUUAUUGGGGACGUUCUAAAGGCUAUUGGUAUGAUUCAGACGAUGAUUACUCCCCUCUCUAUCGUCGCUUAUAUGACCCUCAUACUGGAGACUCUCCUUAUCUUCAGCGCUUCUGGAAACGUUACAAUUCACAUUUGUUAUACAACGAUGUUUAUUAG